UCUGGCGCGAAAUUCCGCAUCAGAAAGCUCACGCGUUGAUCGCGCUUGAGAAUGUAAACAUCCGAAAGUUUGACAUUUAGUUGUCGGGUUUUUGUUCAUUUAUCUGCACAAACGUCUAAAUGAUUUCUGUAAUUAUCCGAGUCUCUUAAGACGAAAAUAUACGUAUACUUUAUACUUGUUUGGAUUAAGGGCACUUCUGGCGUUGGAUUAUACAGGGGAUAUAUUUUGCGAUCACGAGUGUUUUGCGAUGGCAGAUGUGUUGUCAGAUACCAGUGAUGUUAGUGGAGGAGAGGAGAGUCAGGAAGAUGUGAUGACUCCAGCAGAGCUCAUCGCCAAACUGGAAGAGGCUUGGCUCAAUGAGAAGUUUUCUCCUGAACUGCUGGAGAAUAAGUCUGAGUUGGUUGAAUGUGUGAUGGAGCAGCUGACACAUAUGGAGGAAAAUCUUCAGAGAGUGAGAAAAGGUGACUUGAAGGCCAGCAUUCACCGUAUGGAGAUCGAUCGCAUACGCUUUGUUCUAAGCAGCUAUCUCCGCUCAAGACUGCAGAAGAUAGAAAAGUUUUUUCCUCAUGUUUUGGAGAAAGAGAAGUCACGUGCGGACGGGGACCCUUCGUUUUUGUCUCCUGAGGAGUUUGCUUUCGCUAAAGAGUAUCUGGCCAACACAGAGGUUUAUCUGCGUGCUGUAGCUUUAAAACACAUGCCACCAAACCUUCAGAGCAUUGACAUGCUGAAAGCAGUUCCUGAGCCGUGCCUGGACUCGUUUGUUUUCCUCAGAGUGAAAGAGAAACAGGAAAAUAUCCUUGUGGAGCCUGAAACAGAUGAGCAGAGGGAGUAUGUUGUGGAUUUGGAUGAAGGUUCUCAACAUCUGAUGCGUUAUCGUACUAUAGCACCUCUAGUGGCCAGCGGUGCAGUGCAACUUAUUUAGCACAGGAACAGAAUGGACAGAAGUAUGAACGACAUCUGUACUCGCCGUCUGUCUGGUUGUAUCAGUGUUGUUAAUAUAAAAAAGUAUGAUAUUAAAAGCUUGUAGUAUAGGUUACACCAGUGGUUCUUAACGUUAUUCCUGGAGGCCCACUGCCCUGCACAUUUUGUAUGUCUCCCUUAUUUAACACACCUGAUUCAAAUCAUCAGCUCAUUAGAAGAGAUCUCAAUGAACUGAACUGAGUCUGUCAGACAAAAGAGACAUACAAAAUGUGCAGGGCAGUGGGCCUCCAGGAAUAACGUAAAGAACCACUGGGUUACACCCUACCUAGGGUGUAUUUAAUCUGUACUUGCAAGCUUUGUCAUAUUUUGACUGCUCUGGUAUUGUUGUAUGACGCUUGAACCCUGCCUUUGAAACGGAAGCUGUGGUUUUCUCUGUAAAUGGGAAGUUGUUGGUUGGUUUGCAUGAUUGUGGUUUUUUAUGGUCAGUGGGCUUGUGCUGCUGAUCUGCAAUCAAAUUGUCUUGUAUAUAUUUCCACUUAUAAAUAAAUACAUUUUUGGGUGAAAGUAGUUUUUAAUAUUAAACAAAUUGUGUGCAUACGUUGUUCAAAUGUUCAUUG
Messenger RNA from Paramisgurnus dabryanus, 1538 nucleotides. It is a transcript of the gene gins4, whose product is annotated as GINS complex subunit 4 (Sld5 homolog). Gene Ontology annotation, cellular component: GINS complex. Gene Ontology annotation, biological process: double-strand break repair via break-induced replication; DNA-templated DNA replication. NCBI's taxonomy places the organism in Eukaryota, Metazoa, Chordata, Actinopteri, Cypriniformes, Cobitidae. The record is from RefSeq and is a predicted model, not a curated record.